GUCAGCCGUCGGCUCUCCGCGAGGCCGCGGCUCCGUGCUGCAGGGCCGGGCUGCUCGCCGUGCCGUGCACGACGCGGGCCUUUUAGCGUCUCUUUGCAGAUAUUCCCGAGCCCCUCCGUGCCGUUUUCUCUCCCCGUCCCUUUAAAAACCCGCUCCUGCCGCGGGUACAGCGCGAUGCUCGCUGUUGUCCAGCAGCUGUAUUUUGCAGUAGCCGACGUGCAGCAAACUUUAUUUUAUUCCACACGAGGAUGGAUUUUCUUUAUUUUCCUCUCUCUCUAUUUCUUUUUUUUUUUUUUCCCUUUUCCCUCCCAAUUCAUCACGCCGAGUAUCUAUAAUUACUCGCGGUGCUGCUGUGUCUUUAAAGCAGCUUAAGCAAAUGCGUUGAGCAAAGCCUGGCUCAGCACCGCAGCGCUCCGGGGCUCCACGCAGCCCGGGGGAUCCUAAACCCGGCGGGGUCGGGGCUGCACUCGGUACUUUGUACCCACUGAGCCGGGCUGGGGCCGAUCCCUGCUGGCCAAUGGUGCCACACUGCUGCUGCUGCUGCUCAGUCCUGCUACAAUUCGUUGCUUUUCUCACCUAUUUUUUCCCAUUGGUGCCCCAUGUAGGUCCUGGGAGAGGACCAUCACGAUUGGUUUUUCUUUUUAAAUUCUUUUUGCGCGCAGUUCUCUUGAAAGGGUUUUUUUCUGAGCUGCUGCUUAGGGCUGAAUCCUGUCUGGGGCGCCAGGGGCAGCUUUGGCUCCAGACCUCUGCACCUCAAAUGGACGCCCGACCACCGCAUCUAAAAGCAAAUAUAAUUUCUCGCCCCUGUUACUAAUGGCAACGAAGAUUGCCAAAGUGAACAAACUCUCAGGAGUGAGCGAGGCCGUCCCCGUGGAUGCACAUCGCUUCCUCCCGGCCCGUCCCUGCCCUGCCGAGGGGCAGCUCCACUGCUUUGGCUCUCAUCGAUGGCAGCAGUUCGUGGUGAAUGCAGUGCAGGCAGGGAGUCCCUCCCGGGUUCCCCACAUUCAGGACUGCUUUACGUUUUUGAGUCAUCGGGGUGGGAAAAAGUGGCAUUCUGCGUUUUGCUCCUCUCCUGGAUCGUGUUCCAAAGGUGUCUCCCUGGGUGUGUUUCCAGGGUCAAAGUGCAUCCCGCCGGCUGCCCACAGUGCCCCCUGGCCAGCCGUGCUGCGCAGCGCUCCCGGUACCAGCAGCCGCGUCCUCCUGCUUUCGUGCUGCAGAGGGAUGUGCCGAACUCGUGCAGCGUGCUCAGAAGGGAAAAGCUCCUUCCCUUUUCCCUCUUCCCUCUUCCCUUCCCUCCCUCCGUGCCGCUGUCCCAGUUAUGCGGCGUUUCACCGUGCUCGGCCCCCAUCUGGCUGCAUCCCUUUGUCUGCGUCGCACCAACUUCGCACCGCCGCAACCCAAAGCUCAGCACGGGGCUCUGUGGAGCUUUGUGGGGCUGCUGCUGCUCAGCCGGGGGAGCCCUCUGCAAUUCACAGCCCCGCUGCUGUCAGCACUGCGCAUCGCGGCUCGCCGGGGCUUUGCUCAAUGCUGCUGUGCAGCUCUCAGCCCUGCCCAGAGAUUGGGUUUGGGGCAGCCCUGCAGGGGGAGUUUUGGGGGCCGCUGAGGUGUGUUGGUGUCCAUCGGCUCCUGCCUGGCUGAGGCAGGGUGGUGGUGAUCGGUGGGCGCAUAGCUGGUGCUGCAGUGGUAGGGUUAGGGAGAGGGAAGGUGAGCGGCUCAAAAUCUGAGCCAUUUUAGGAUGGAGCUUGUUGGGGGGUGUAGCUGCCACUGGCCUAAAGCUGAAUGCAUUCACAGUGUUAAGGAGAGGCUGGCACGAGGAGUGGGGAAAUGCAGCCGCUCCGUUCCCUCCUGCAUGGGUGCACCGGGCACUGCAGCGCAGAGUGCUCAGAGCCAGCGGUGCCACUUGUGCUCUGUGGCUGUCACACACCUCUGCUGUGCUGAUGCCAGGGUGGGAAGUGCCAUGCGGGGGGCACAAGCUGUGUUAGGAAACCUCAGCCCAAGCAGCUCGAAUCAGGAUUGCAGAGGAUGAGGAGCAGGGCUGCUGGCAGUGCAGGAGGCUCGGCUCAGCUGCAGGGAGCCGAUGGGUGAAGCUGGGAGCAGCCCAUCCACCAUCCACCAGCUCGGCCUGUGCUGCAGCUGCAGUUGUCCUGGCACUAGAGGGGGAUUUCUGUAUAGGUGAUUAUUAGAAAGGAUCUGUUCCCAAAGAACUUCAUCUCAAGGAAGUUGUUUCCAGGCUGCGUUGCAGAGGAGAGAGUUGUGUCUUGGCUGAAUCCAAAGGGACUGCCAGGCACAGUGAGCAAGGUGCUGACUUGAGCAGAGCGUGCUUUUCCUGCAGCAGAGACAUCUUCUGCUGUGCUGAUCUGGAGACUGGUUUGCACUGUGGUGUCCUGUCCAGCUGCAGGGCAGUGAGGGGGUUUGGCAUAGGGAAUAAAGAGCCCCUUUGCUCUUGGUGAGUGUAAUCCAUCCGUGUUAGUUUCAUUGAGCAUCUCUUGCAGGGUUUGCUGUUGGAAGCAGCGUUCAGCCCCUUUCUCACCAGCAAUUCCAGAGCAUGUUUUGUUUGGAGAUAUGAAGGAGCUUUGGUAUCAUGCAACAAGCUUCUCUCUGAGCAGAAUGGGAUGUUGAUGGUCUUCUUUCAUUCUAAACUCGUUUUCUUUGGAGUUAAUUAGAAUUGGCUGGGCACCUAUUUAGCUACAUCAAAAUAAAGCUGUGGUUUCAUAUACGCUUCUGUUGGCAGAGGUGCUGGAUUAAACGGAUUCUGUGCCAGGCUGCGCCCUCUCUCCCUCCUGGUGAACCCGAUCUGGGAGCUGCUGUGGGCUAAAACCCUUGCAGGCAGGGAAGAAACCCACAGCACUGGUUUGAAACACAGAUGUGCUCCCGGGUUUGGCUCACCCUGCAUUGCCAGUGGAAGGAGUGAGGGGACAGAAGGGCUUCAGUAGUUCCUUCUGCUCCGAGGGUACACGAAAGCAUGCCUUAGUUGUGUUCUCCAGGGGUUCUGCCAGUUUAAUUACAGCCGUUUAAAGUCGUUUUGAGCUGAGCUGGUGCAGAUGAGAGGUCGUGUUGACUCCACUCAAGGUCUCCUUGGGUGCCUGGCCCUGCUCUGCCCAUUGCACACUGCAGCUGCUCCUACCCGUGUUUCCCAGACAUCUUCCCUUGUCUGUGCUCUGAAGGAUGCUCCUCUUUCGGUGGUCGCUCCCGUUUGCAUUGGAGAGCACGUCUGUCAUUCUCUCCAUGUUGAAUUCCUUUUCCUCGAGUUGAAAACAUGAUAUUUUUUUUUUCUCUCUUCUGUUCCUUCUGGCUCCCUGUGGAAUGCCUGUCUUUGGCACGUGUCCCGUGUCGUCCGUAGAGGGUAGAGGCCAAGAAUUCACGAAGCAGGGGCUGUGCUUGUUCUCCUGCCUCUGCUCUGGUGGCCGUCCUGCUGUGUCCGCCAGCUCUUACUCGAGCACUCCAAACGUGCCAUCCCUCCCCGCUCCCCACACCGCCUUGUCCCUGCUUUUCCCUCACCAGACCAAUUCUCAGACCACGCUCUGUGCUUGUUUUGAUGCCCCAGCUCUUCUCUGAACUCCUGUCCCGCGUUGCACAGCCCCCUUCCCACUCACACAGUGGCUCCCUUUCCAUCUCUCCCAAACCAUCAGCCCCACCGCCGUGCUCGGGGGCAGAACCGUCCUCCUGCCCUUCUUUCAGUUUAGCCUAAGAUGGUGAAAUCCCCACAGAUUGUUUGUUCCCCUAUUUCCUUUAUGUUGCAUUUCACUCCAAGCAUCGCAAGACUCCUCCCCUUCCUGCUCCAAGCCACCUCUCAUUCUCUUUGGGUAUGACCCUGCUCUCUGCCUUAGAACCUGCCCUGCUCCCCUUCCACCACACAGCCCUUCUCCCUCUGCGCCUUGUGCCCUUGGCUGGACGUUCCCCUCUUAUCCUGACUCCCAGUUUCCACGGCUUUGCUCAGAUCUGUGUUCAUAUGUGUGGAUUUGUCUGUCACUUUUUUUUUUUUGCAAGCAAAAUGCCCUGUCCCCGUUUCUCCUAUGGCCCUGCUGUUCUGUUUCUGGAUGUUGGCACACGAGCUGAGGAGGGGAUAUCUGGCAGCAGCUGUGCUCAGAGGGCACAUUCAGCCCGGCCUGUACAUCCCUGCACUCAUCUCAGCAUCGUGCAUCCUGCUUCUGGUCUCAUCCAGAGCUCGUGUCCCCGGGAGUUUGGCAGGGCAAAGACAGCCGAGCGAGGCUGGGGGUGACGUGCUGCUUUUAGCCUCUCCCUGCUCUCACCGCUGCACCGAGGACGCCCGGUGCCCCUGCCAGCUUUCCCUUCGUGUGUCCAGAAUGCCUUUGUAUCGAGAACCUCUUGGACAGCAUCUCUGCCCUUCGCGGUCCGUCCUCCCUCCUCGCUUCCACCUCGCCCUCCGCUUAGCGCAGGGGAUCCUCUCCUCCCUCCUUCCUCGCGUUUUCCCUGACACGACUCCAGCAGCAAAGCUGCCUUAAUGCUCGAGCACCCAGCGCCGCACGAUUGGCUGUAACAUCCUCCCCCGAAAGCUCCACCCCGCCGACGGUGCGUCUCGGAUGCUCGCAAGUCUCUGGAUUUCCUCCUGUUUUCUACCCGUAACACCGCCGAACACCAUCAUCCCCUCCGCAGCGCACUGAGGGGACGUCCGCUGGAUGACACGUCGGUGGCACACUUGGCAAUCCUCCGCCCCCUCCUCCCGCAUCCCCCCCCCCCCCGGCUUCUUCCCCGUUUGAGGUUUUCCCCGCUGAGCCCGGCACGUCCUGCUUUAUCAACGUAAUGCGAAGCCUCGGGGAGGGGUCAGCGUUCUAACAGCCGUCCGCUUGGCUGCAGCUCUGUCCGGGCUCGUUGCCCUGCGCUGGAAACCUCUGGGGUGGGGAGAAAAGCGGGGGGGUCUUGUAAAAGUGAUGUAUGUGUGUGUGAUGAUGGUAGGAUCACAGAACGGCCGGGCUAGAAGGGACCUCAAUGCCCACCCAGUCCCAACCCCUGUACCGUGGGCUGGGUGCCUCCUCCAGCCCAGGACCCACCCAUGGCCUCGGGCACCUCGGAAACGGGGGCACCCCCAGCUCUGGGCAGCACGGCUUCACCAACGGCUGUGUGAAGCUCUCGAGGUAGCCUGAGGCUUUGGCAAUCGAGUUGGUUAGUGUGAGGACGGGCAGAUCCUAUCCCGAGGCGCUGUUUAUUCCCUCCAGUCCUCCUCCAGACAGACGUGGAGCAUCUCAGGCGUCGUGCUCGCUCUUCCUGGCGAUGGAGCUGAGGAUAAACGUGGAUGCCACCGUCCUACAAGAGUCACCAAUUCUCUGUUUUAUGCUUUUUAUUUUUUUUUUCUCCCUGCAGGCAGAGCGGCCCCUCGAGCCCCAGCAGGACCCGGGUUGGUGACGAGCAGCUGUCAUGAUCUCUACGGCACCUCUCUAUAGCGGGGUGCACAACUGGACCAGCACAGAGCGGAUUCGCAUGUGUGGCCUCAACGAGGAGAGGAGAGCCCCACUUUCUGAUGAGGAGUCUAAAACCAGCAGCUCCCAGCAUUUGGGAUCUCAAGAGUUCUGCGUCAGCAGCAGCCUUUCCAAGGUGGAGCUCACAGCAGUCAGCAGUGGUGGCAGCAGUGCCCAGGAUGCAAGUGGCAAGGUGGAGGAAAAGAUUGGACCCAAACUGGAAGAGCAGCCACCUGAUCCUAACCCGAGCCCAGAGUGUGUGGGAAAGACUGUGAAGGACGAUGUUCAGGGCCCUCUGGCAAGCCAGGGGGAUGGCAGAGGGCAGGAGCCUGCAGUCCCCCAAGCUGCUGAGCAGGAGAGCAGCAGUGCUGAUGCUGCGGGGAUGCCUGCAGAUCCUCCCAGCGACAAGCAGGCUGACGUUCCUUCCACCUGCUCUGUGGCUCCAGAGAAUGAGCCUGCUGGGAAGGAGAAAACCGCCCCAAGCACCGGAGCACAAGGGCCAGCAGUGCUGGCAGAAGGGACGUUAUCCGUGGUCGCCUCCAGCUGCAGCACCUCAGCCUCCACCCCUGCAACUUUUACUUUGAGUCGAGUGUGCUUUCCCACGUCUCAGGCCCCUGCUAUGCACAAAGUGCCCCUGUCCUUUCAGCCUGGGACGGUCCUGAGCCCGAACCAGUCGCUGGUGUACAUCCCACCGCCCAGCUGCGGGCAGCCGCUCACCGUGGCCACUCUUCCAAGCACUUUGGGGGUCUCCUCCACGCUCACCCUUCCCGUCCUGCCUUCCUACCUACCUGAGCGUUGCGUGCCAGGCAUCAUUGCUUCCCCGGAGCUGCGUUCCUACCCCUACACCUUCUCUGUCACCAGACCCUUGGCUUCAGAUGCCAAAGUGGUGUCGGUGGAGGUGAAUCAGCUUAGCUGCUCUUCGCCCUCAGGUGGAAGCGGUGCCCAGACCGCUGCCGAUGGCUCUCCCUCGUCCACAGCUGGCCCUGCCCCGUCGUCCAGCCAGCCUCUGCCGGCAGCACCGUGUGGAAGCGCUGCUCCCUCUUCUGGCACUGGCACACAAGCCAGAGCGGCGGCAGCUCCCGAGCCGCACGCACCAGGGGCGGCGACUUCGCUUUCACCUCUGAAGUCCCCUCCGCAGCUGGAGCGUGAGAUGGUCUCUUCUCCGGAGUGCAGCGAGAUGCCUCUCGAUCUCUCCUCCAAGUCCAAUCGCCAGAAGCUGCCUCCACCCAGCCAACGCAAAACCCCUCCGAUGCCCAUCCUCACCCCUGUGCACACCAGCGGCAAAGCACUUCUCACCACGGUCCUGUCCAAGUCCCAGCGCGCGGCCCAGAGCGCGGGCAGCAGCGUCACCUCGUGUCUCAGCACCACGACGCCCUUCGUCAUCUUCCCCGAGUUCCUGCGGAACAGAGAGCAGGGCUCCUGGGUGAAGAACACCACCCUCAUCAGCACCAUUCCAGGCACCUACGUCGGCGUUGCCAACCCCGUGCCCGCCUCGCUGCUGCUCAGCAAGGACCCCUGCGUGAGCUUCAGCAGGGACCCCCACCACCUUCCCAAGCAGGAGCCGAUUUCCAUCAUCGAUCAGGGAGAGCCCCGAAGCGCUGGGGCUCCCUGUGGGAAGAAAACCAGCCAGGCGGGCGCAGAGAGACAGCAGGAUCCUGCCAAGAGACUGCUUCAUGGCAGAGCUGCUCCGGGAGCUCCUUUGUGUCAAUCCAAGGACAUUUCCACCUGGAAUCCUGUCCAGGGGAGCGUGUACCCACGAUGCCCUGUGAAUGGCAAACCUUCCAAUCCUCAGCUUUUGCCUCUCGGCUGGUCUCCUUAUCAUCAGACCCCUCUGCUUUCGAUCGGCAUCUCCACCACGGGGCAGCUGCCCCCGAACCCCAACAGCUCCUGCAAGCCCGCUGGCACAGGUGAGCUCCCCACGUUCCUGAGUGUGCAGCCCACAGAGCCCAGCGCGGCGGCCCAGAGCCUGCCUGAGGGGCUGCCCAGGCUCCCACCUGCGGAGUGCGAAGCUGCAUCCAAGAGCAGCAAGAGCUGCCGACCCCUGCCCAAACCCGGCGAGGAGCAGGACAGUGCCAUCCCUUUGAACACAGGCCCAUCUCCUCAAACCAGCACUUUGGAUGCAAAAGGAGGAAAGGGGAAGCUGGACAACCCUUCAAAGAGUCAAGAGCAUGAGGAACCACAGGCCGACUCCAGUAAGGAGGGCGUUGUGCAGGCUGAGGCUCCCCAGGGGAGCUGCAGCCUCAAGCAGACGGAUGCAAAGCCUAAAAACCAAGUGUUAGCUGCGUACCUGUCGCACGACGUGCCCGUGGUCGGGCAGCAGGCCCUGCGGGUGGUUCCAGAGGUGCCUGCAGCACCCGUAGAGAAUCAGCACAAGGAGGCAGGCUGUGAAGGCUCCCAGCAGCCUCCAGCUGCAGAGCCCCUCCAGUGCACGCAUCAGGUGGAUCUAUGCAGGGUGAAGAAGGAGCGCGUGGAGAGCGAUGUGUCGUUGCCUUCGGUGACUUGCUUGCGAGCUGGGGCUGCUCCCCAGGCCUUGGCAGAGGCCAAGCUCACAGCUGCAGGCCAGGUCAAGCAAGAGAGUGGCACACGCUGCAAGUCCAAGCGGCAGCACGACGGCGAUGCCAGGCAGGUGCAAAAGAGACUGAAGUGCAAAGCGCAGGAUGGCGAGGAGCCCCUGAGCAAAUCAGGGAGCCAGAGUGUGCAUGGCCGGAAGUGGCGGAAACACCACGACAACCUGCACGAGCUCAGCAAGCGAGAGGGCCGAAGCGGCCUGGGAUCAGUGAGUGAUCACAACAGCCUCAGGGUAAAGCGUAAGCGCAGGAGGCCGACGAAGACAGAGUUCCCUUCUCCCGAGCACCGUGGGGACAGCCACGAGGAAGGUUACCUUGAGAAGAAGCCCAAGAACAACUUCCGGGACUUCAUCCCGGUGGUGCUGAGCAGUCGGACGCGCAGCCAGUCGGGAAGCGUUGCUGGCUCUUCUGCUAGCGCCAUGGGAGAGUGUGAUGUGAGCGGUCAGGAUAUUUUACCUUUGCUGGAGGAGGAUGAAGAAGAAGAGGAGGAGGAAGAGGAGGAAGAGAUAUCCUUGAAACGUCGCAAGCUGCGGAAAUCCCACCAGGCAUCGCGUUAUCACAGCCACAGGGCCAGGGACAGGUCUGUGUCCGAGAGGAGCAGCUGUCACGCGAGGAGGAGCCGGGAGCUGCCCUGGAGAGUGGACGCACCCAGGCAGCUGUGGGAGCCCAACGAGGAGGAGGAGGAUGACAGCCACAUCAAAAGAAAGAAAAGGAGACGACAGAAAAGCCGGAGAUACCAGACUGGGGAAUAUCUGACCGAAAGGGAGGAAGAACGGGUGGGCUUCCCCCACAGGAGGCGAAAAUCCAAAGCAGAUUUUAGGUACCGAAAGCAGAAGGAGUCAGUGCAGGGUAAAAGCACAGAGCUGAGGCUGAGGAGCAGGCUUUCCCCAUCCCCCCGCAAAUCCCAAGGACGCCCAGACUUUCGGAACGGCUUCUUCUUGGAGCACUCAGACAGCUCUCCUGUCCAGGAAGAGCUGGAGAAACCAUCAGGAAAACGCAAAUGUAAAACCAAACACCUGGCAGGGAUCUGUGAUGAGGGGAAGGUGAAAGGACGCUGGAGCCAGCCCAAAACGCACUCUCCGAAGAAGCCCCAGGACUCGUGGCCUCUUUGUAAAUCCCAUCGUGUCAGCCCAGGGAGCUCCCCUGAGUUGCCUGCAGCCCAGCACAUUCCUCCUGAGGCACGGCGGCUGAUAGUGAACAAAAAUGCAGGGGAGACCCUCCUGCAGCGAGCAGCUCGCCUGGGCUACAAGGACGUGGUGCUCUAUUGCCUGCAGAAAAAGAACAGUGAUGUGAACCAUCGUGACAACGCUGGCUACACGGCUCUGCACGAGGCCUGUGCGCGAGGCUGGAUCGACAUCCUGCACAUCCUGCUGGAGCACGGCGCCAACGUGAACUGCAGCGCGCAGGAUGGCACGAGGCCUGUCCAUGACGCAGUAGCCAAUGACAACCUGGAAACCAUGUGGCUUCUCCUCUCCUAUGGUGCUGACCCCACUCUGGCCACUUACUCCGGGCAGACAGCUGUGAAGCUUGCCACCAGCGACGUGAUGAAGCGCUUCCUCUGUGAUUACCUUUCGGAUCUCCAGGGGCGCACUGACGGGGAUCCUCGAACAGCGUGGGACUUCUACAGCAGCUCUGUACUCGAGGGAAAAGACAGCAUUGGAUGCGAUCUUCUGCUCAACCCUCCGGGGAGUUCAGACCAGGAGGAAGAGGAACAGGAACCUGACAACUUCAUGUUUGAGUUCUCAGACAAGCCACUGCUGCCCAGCUACAACCUCCAAGUGUCCGUCUCUCGGGGGCCCUGCAACUGGUUCCUCUUCUCCGACGUGCUGAAGCGGCUGAAGCUGUCCUCCCGCAUCUUCCAGGCCCGCUUCCCACACUUUGAGAUUGCCACGUUGCCCAGGGCUGAGUUCCAACGCCAGGUGGCCCUCAGCCAGGUGCUGGCCCAGGACGAGGUGCAGGAGAGCCCUGAGCCGGCGCAGGGUGCUGCAGAGACAGUGGAGCUGGUGCACUAUGAGCCCGAGCUGCUGCAGCUGCUGGGCUCCGCGGUGGAAUACGAGGCGUGGAGCAGCUGACGGGGGGCAGAUCGCUCCCUGCAUCGUGAGGCAAUAAUAAGGACCAAUGGGAAGCAGCCCUCUUCGAGCCAGCAGCAAGGACCUGAGGCUUCGGCCAGCUGAUCUCCUCCUCCCGGCGGUGCCUCGGUGCUGGCUGGGGGGAGAGGACGCUGCCUCCAAGGACUUCCUGGGGUUUCUUUGUGCUGAGCGGCGGCGGUCGCGGCUCUGGCAGCCCCAUCCAGCAGCGGCAGAGGGAGGUGGGCCCUCUGUGGGGCAGCGUGGGGCAGCGAUCGGCUCAAGCUCUUCUGCAGCGUGGGGCAAUGGGUGCCAUCGCCCCUCCCCGCCCGACCCCGCGGAACUGCACCUCUCUGUCUGCCCUCCACCCCCACCCCCGAUGUCUUCCAUAGUAUUUAUUUAAUUAGUAUUUAAUUUGUUACGUUUCCUUUUGUUUUUGCAAUCUGUAUCACUGUGAUUAUGUGAGCUCCGGGCUACGGGACGAGGGCUUCCUGCGGCCCCUCUGCAGCACUCCCCAGGGCCUGCGCUCCCCUGGAGCACCACCCCGAGCUGCAGAACUGGGGUCUGUGGCUCUGGCACCUCGGCUGAGAGCCUGGGGACGGUCCCAUCUCUUAGCAUUGGAGCUGGCUUCUGCUGAAGGCACUCUCACCCGCUCUGCUCCAUCCUCACCAGGCUCCAUCCUGCGUUUCGGUCACACUGCUGCUCCCUGCCCCCAACAGCUGUCACAGAGGCAGCCCACACUUCCAGCAGCUCAGCCCCCCCCCCGGGGUCUCUCCCCUCUUGCCCUGCACGGUGUCUGCUCAGCCUUUGCCCCUCCUGUGUCGUUGGGAGCAGUUCUACCGGAGAGAGCAAGGCACAGGGCAGGGCUGCUGCGCUCCCGGUAGAUGGUACAGUUUUAUUGUACAGGUGCUAACAGGACUCUGAGGAUGGGACAAUCUGUUUUUUUGGUUCGGGUUUUUUUUUUCCUGUCUCUCCUCUGCUCAGCAGUGGGAGCACUGGGUGUUUGGUUUCUUUUUUUGGGUUCAUUUUUUUGUUUUGUUUUGUGUUGUGUUUCUUCCCAGCCAGGGCAGGUGUACCUUUCCCCCUUGGACUCCCAGCUGCUGGCCUCCCCUCACUGGGGUCUGGCCACUCCUUUUUUAAGCCGAGGAUUUUUGCCUUUGGGUGUGUUAUUCUGGCUGCUCUUUCUGAUUUCUGUUUUAUUAUAAGCAACAGGCUGUGGUGUCAAAAACACUUAUGUACAGAAAAAAACCUGCAUCAGGC
Tympanuchus pallidicinctus (lesser prairie-chicken) is the source of this 11307-nucleotide messenger RNA. It is a transcript of the gene BCORL1, whose product is annotated as BCL6 corepressor like 1. Gene Ontology annotation, cellular component: nucleus. Gene Ontology annotation, biological process: negative regulation of transcription by RNA polymerase II. Gene Ontology annotation, molecular function: protein binding; transcription corepressor activity. Bases 5374 to 10053 code for a protein of 1559 amino acids. The transcript is spliced from 13 exons. Lineage: Eukaryota; Metazoa; Chordata; Aves; Galliformes; Phasianidae. The record is from RefSeq and is a predicted model, not a curated record.